CGCUUCUGUCACGGUCAGUCAAAUGCCGAGAUAAGCGAACUUCUCGAAGGCCUCAAGACGCGAUGCGAGGCUCUGGAUGUACCUCCACCUGAAGUAUUUGUUGCCGACAACUGCUGCCAUGUUCGCAAUGCUGUGUCUGUUGUUUUCCCUGAUGCCACAAUGAAACUGGAUGUCUGGCAUUUCAUUAUGAGGCGAGUACAUCUUUAUUUGCAUCUAAUAGUCUACAAACUAAUCCUAAGAGCAAGAUAUGCGACUGUUAUCCUUAAUCCCUCCAAGAAUCCCCACCGGAAAGAGGUAGUCGUGGAGAUCUCUGCCUGUAUCUUGAAGAAACAUGCUGAAGGCGGGAAUCCCGCAAAGUACUGGGACCGAAAUGAGCAGGAGACGAGACUUACCUCGACGUUCGACAAAUGGGCAUGUGAAGGCACAGUUUGGUCAGUGGGGGCACGCAAAGUUCACGAGGAACAGCUCAAACAUGUACAGAAAGGCUGCCUCGAACGCCAGCGGCAGGACAUACGAACAGAUGGAAGCCGUGUGGAGGGGUCGCACAAAGGGUGGAACUCACUCCAGCGUGUGCACACCAGCGGGAUUGUGACAUUCACGGGCCUUUGCCACGACUUCGUUCUUCGACGAAACAUCCGCGUCUCCUUUUUGAGGGCGAGAAAAUCAGACUUUGUCGCAUCAACUCAUGGUUCUCAUCACAUUCACCUCAUCGACAGGAUCGCAAAGCAAUUCAACAACCUCCGACUCGAAGAGAAGACCACCAGCACAUGUUGCCUGCCAGAGCUCAUUCAGACCACGUCCGAGGAGCACUUCGGGCUCGUCAAAUCGAGUUUUGCAUCCACAUUUGGUGGGCUACUGGAUGCACUUAGUGGCGAAGGCAAUGAUGCAGUUGACCUUGCCCUGCAGUCUGCGAGGUCUGAAAUACUUGAAGAGCUCAACAUUGACCCGCAGCUUCUUUCCCAGCCUCAGGCCCCCUUCGAUGCGCAGCUUUCACUAACCACCACAAUUCCCACAGUCGCAGAAGUCACUGACACUAGCGAGGCCAACUCUCAUUUGGCCGUCAUGACAGCAAACACUCAACCGCAACCAACAACAAAGCGCAAGGCGGAUGACAAUGAACCUGAAGAUUCUGGCCAGGCCAGGCCAGCAGCGUGCAGGCCACCCCGCAAGAUCAUGCGGCAUAUGACGGCCGCCGCUAGUGUUAAUGUCCCAGAAGUUGCCGCAUCACAGGUAAGCACACUCUUUCUCUCCCAUUUCCCCCCCUCCACUCCCAUUAUACCCUCCUCUGAUCCGCAUUUACAGGGGAUUUCUCCAUCAAUCACACUGGACCACUUCCUGAAACCAAGAAGCCGGCUGCCCUACUGCAAAGCUCCCUCACAAUGGCCGACAGAUGCUGGCGCCAGCACUCAGCCCCCAGGAAUGACCCGUUCUCAACACUUCUUCACCAUUGCGACGAGAAUCGAUGCCUGUGCCAUGCACAUCUCCGGCGAUGUCGAAUUCCACCUGUUCAUGGACAUGAGAGCCGAGUUUGCGUGGAUCUCCUUCAAGAUGACACCCAAACAGUGGGCUGCAGCUACCGAGACCUACAACAACCAUCUCGAGGAGAAGAACCACGCCAAUGGUUCCGAAACGGUGAAGAAGAACCCCCAGGCCCUUCUGCGAAAGCUCGGCGAGAUCGAGGUCGCCGUGAUGAACCGUGUCGCAAAAAAUGACUUCAAAUCUCAUUCUGGCUCAGAGUCCUUCUGGAGAAGGCACUGUCACGCUAUUGAGCUCAUCAAGGCCGAGCCUGGGCUUGGGAAGAAGAUUCGCAAGGCACACACAUGCUCCCGCUGCAAGACCAUCAUGUACCCCGGUCCCGAGAACUCGGGGUACAACCACAGACAGGGCUUUUGUGCCGACGGCGCCAAGCAGGUGUCCAAAACCGAGGCGCCUCCACCCUGGCCACAGCCACCAGGCAUAUUCUCUGAAGGCAAGCGCUUCCAUCCGCGUGCCUUCCUCGAAACCGUCAAGUCAAUAUACGAGCAAGUGUUCCUCUGGCCUUCUGGUGAAAGUCCUGCCCUCGAGCAGGAGGCCUUUGCGAUGAUGCUGCUCGACUGGUCAACGACACUCGAAGAAUCAGGCACGGUGCUAUUCAAGCUGUACGAGGAGCUUGAGAUUGAUGAAUCAACGCCGGAUGCGCUGCUGACUGUGCACAACGGCAUCAAGCACCUUCGUGUUGAGUACCUCCAGGAGCACUGGGACUCAGUAGUAAUUUUUUUAAAUCUUUCAAUUCAAAUGCUCUCGCUUUGGUUCCUUUAUCACUACUAA
This is a messenger RNA of Suillus paluster, 2307 nucleotides long. RefSeq lists its product as uncharacterized. Lineage: Eukaryota; Fungi; Basidiomycota; Agaricomycetes; Boletales; Suillaceae. The annotation marks the transcript as partial. The transcript is spliced from 6 exons. The record is from RefSeq and is a predicted model, not a curated record.